Didymodactylos carnosus is the source of this 2190-nucleotide messenger RNA. The record is from the annotation of a GenBank genome assembly. NCBI's taxonomy places the organism in Eukaryota, Metazoa, Rotifera, Eurotatoria, Philodinida, Philodinidae.
AUGUCUGAUGAAUUACGUCAAUAUCGAGAAGCUUUUUCAUUAUUCGACAAAGAUCAUGAUGAGAUAAUAGCACCCCAAGAACUUGGUAUUGUUCUUCGUUCAUGUGGUUUAAGUCCGUCUGAAGCAGAUCUCCAAAAAAUACAACAACAAGUUGGUAGAAAAAUUGAUUUUGAUACAUUUGUUAAAAUAGCAAAAGAUUUCAAAGCAAAUAAUAAAGAAACAGAAGAAGAUAUACGUGAAGCGUUUCGAGUAUUUGAUAAAGAUGGAACGGGUUAUGUAUCCGUGUCUGAAUUAAAACAUGCUAUGAUAUCAUUAGGUGAACGUUUAAGCGAGGAAGAAGUAGAUGAAUUAACAAGAGAAGCGGAUAUUGAUGCUGAUGUUGAGAGCAACUCAUCAAGAACAGAUUUUUCGUCUGCUUAUCGUCGUUUGGCCGAUGAAAUUCAAACGAAACAAACAUCGUCAAAUCAGUUGAUUAAGUUUUAUUUGCAAGUUUUUCUAGAUAUUUUCCAAGAAAAUUUUCAUACACAAAAAAUAUCUUCAACUUUGCGAAAAUUUAUUCAAAAUGAUGCGUACUUAUCCAACGUAUUUUUAUCUGUUGUUGAUGAACAGUUUUUAUGUACUGAAUGCGGUUAUUCAUUACAUCACAGUGUUGAAGAUGUUAUUCAAGUCUAUCCAUCAAAAGAUUUAUCCAUGGCACCAUCGAAAGGAGUCAGUAUAUCUGGUUUUCAAACUGAUUGUGUUUGUUUUCGAUGUCACACAUCUGGGCAAACAAAAUCUGUUGAGUUUCGAAGAGCUGCUGAUAUUGUUGCAAUUAUGUUAAACGAUUUACCGUUAAAACGCACACUACCGUGUCUCAAUUUUUCUGGUCGAUAUUUUCGAUUGCACAACAUGAUCGUAUUUAAGACUGAUGAACAUAAAUCAACAAUGUCAUCUUACAUUGACUGUUUAAUUCGUUGCUCAGAAUCGAAUUGGCAGACGGUUAAUGAGUAUGGCGAAGAAAUCACACUACCCGAUUACGAUAAACAACAAUCUCAGAAGGCGAAGAUUCUGUCGCUAUGGAAAUGUGCAGAAUCACAAGUGAUGACGAAUAUUAAAAAAAUUACGCCUGAUUUACUAACAACAUUGAUGAAUGAUAAUCAAAUGAAGGAUCAUCAGACUCUUUCAUCAUUUGUUACUGAUAAAUCAUCAGCGAAAAUAACAUCGACUGUAGUAAUAGAUCAAAUAGAACUGCCUACUAUUCCUAAUGAAGUUACCCAUAACAUCGAUAAUAUCAAUGAUUCACAGUUGCCGAAUCUGAAUGAUAAACUUACUUCUUCACUGAUGAUUGAGAAAAACAAUUCACCAAUAAAUACUAACUUAGUGUCACCAUCGUUGUUAUCAUUAUCCGAUGCUCAACCUGCAUCUCCAUUCAUCAAUUAUAGUAAUAUAUCUUUAUUAAAUCAAGAUCCGAUAAAAGAACUACCUCAAGCUUUAAUAUCCGAUGAUCCUGUGCAAAUUGUGGUUGACAACAACAAAUCAGAUACUUUUAGUAAUGACAAUGAACUUCAUUUCAAUGUAUCAUCGUUCGAUGAACUUAUGAAAGUAUUGUCAACUGUAAAACAUUUACAGUCAAAACAACCACUAUUCAAAACUACUAACCAAGAAGAAUUACUUACUUUGAAGAACGAUGAUAUGCGAGUAACAAACAUUUAUCAAACGCCACCACCGUUAGCCAUUGUUCCGUCUAUUUUUACAAGUUCAUCAGCGCAGAAGUCGACGUCGAAGGAUAACAAUGUUUCAAAACCUUCGGAGCAGUAUUUACCUACAAUACCACGCGAGAAAGUUAUAUCAUCAAAGUCAAGUAUCGCAAUUAUACCACAAACAUCAUCUCAAGCAAAUGAUAUUCAUUCAUCAGUAAACACUGUGCAGAGUUUAUUUUGCAAGCGUAAUCUGAAUGUAAACCAAUUAGCUAAUCAUCUUUUAUGGCCAAUGUUAAAUUCUGCAAUUAAUAAUGAAAUAAGACAAGAACAACAGUCUGAAACUGUAUCUUCCAAGAACGAUUUUGUAAUGAUGGAUAAUAAGGCUAGAGUUGAACGGGAUGAUGAUGAUACCGAUGAUAUUAGUCUGAUAAAUUUUAUUAAUACAAGUAAUUCGAAAAGACAAAAACUACAAACUACACGACGAUCUGUCAAAAGACGAAAAAACGUUUAG